Messenger RNA from Carya illinoinensis, 1730 nucleotides. RefSeq names its product transcription factor bHLH145-like. The transcript is spliced from 2 exons. NCBI's taxonomy places the organism in Eukaryota, Viridiplantae, Streptophyta, Magnoliopsida, Fagales, Juglandaceae. Gene Ontology annotation, molecular function: protein dimerization activity. The record is from RefSeq and is a predicted model, not a curated record. Bases 158 to 1255 code for a protein of 365 amino acids.
UUUCCGUCAUUUGCUCAAACCUGUAACGUAGAUUAGUUUUGCAUUAUCGCGUUGAGUUAAGCUGGAGUUUUUAGUUAGUUUCCUAGUUCCUGAUAUUAAGAGAAAAUAAUCAGCCAUUUUCAACUACUCAAAAGCAUCUUUCUGGUGUAUUGGUUGGAUGGGAGGAGACUAUAGAAGGCUUCCCCACCUGCAGUUUAAUUGGCAAUCACCCAAUUUGAAUCCCUUGGGUGCUCCCCUUGACAUAGGGCAACAAAAUCCCAUGUCUGCAGGUAUAUAUCCUGGCACUAAUAUGACUCCAAUGAGGGGGACGUUGCCUGUUUAUGCAUCUUCUAAACUACCUCAUUCUUGGGUAGGCCAAGCAAAUGAACCUCAUGGUUGGUUUCAUUGUUUGCCACGUUUCCGGCAAUCCUUCACCCCUGCCCUUAACCAGUCAAUUGCUGUCUGCCAAGGCAGACUGCCUACUAACCCUUAUGAAAGCUGCAGGGAGGCCAUUCCACUCAAUGCAGGGUCUGGAUGUGUCCAGAAGAAGUUUGCUGCUGUUGAUAAAUUGAGGGACCAAACCACUUUGAUCUUUAGUUCUGGGAUUGGGACUCCCGUCCAAUGCCUUACUUCUUGGGGUCCAAAACCUCAUGCUGAUUCUAAAUUAAAUGGGGAAGAUGUUGGAAUCAAUGGAGAUUUUAAUUAUUUCUCAGGACCAAUUCUAACAGAUGAAAUUAAUGAAAAUCUCGGAACCGAUGUUCAAAGUGAGAUGCAUGAAGAUACUGAAGAACUUAAUGCCUUGCUUUACUCAGAUGACAGUAGUGAAUAUACUGAAGACGGUGAAGUUACUAGCACAGGUCAUUCACCUUGUACAAUGACAGCACAUGAUAAGAAAGAUUGGCUCGGAGGAAGUAUUGAAGAAGUUGCUAGUUCUGCUGGGCCGACUAAGAAGCGGAAACAGUUGGACACUGUUUAUGAUGAUGCACCAUCACUGAUGGACACUGCAAGCUCAAUGAAUCACAACAGACUCUUUGAAUGUGAAGGUGAUGCGGAAUCUAGUUGUGCCAAUGGCAACAAUGCAGGGCCAGGAGAAAUGGGUUCCUUAUCAGGCACCAAGAGGAUGAAGAAGGACAGAAUUCGUGAGACUGUGAACAUUCUCCAAAGCAUAAUUCCUGGUGCCAGCGGCAAGGAUGCAAUUGUAGUCCUCGACGAAACUAUACGUUACUUAAAAUCUUUGAAGCUCAGAGCCAUGGCUUUAGGACUCGAUGCUCUCUAAGUUGGAGGGUGUUUUCCUGUUUGUAUCUUUAGUAGUAAGUGGCAUUAUCGGUUCUUGUCUAUUUGAAGUUCUAAAUGUCAUGUCUGGGGUGUGAAUUUGCAUAGCAGGAAUUCAAAGCAAGUUAAAAUGUGAGACAGUGGGCAGAAAAAGCUCGAAUAGCCCUCAAGUUUCUCUAGUGGUUAAAAGUUGGAAAUCAGCAGCUUUGGCUUGCUAAAAGUUAGAUGAGGUGCGGUGUAUUAUGUCCCAAUAAAGGUCUUGGAGUGUGGAUGAGAAGACUUCACUUCAUUCUGCAACAUCUUUCUUGGGCCCUCCAUUCUCCAUUUCCACGCAUCCUUGAUAGUUGAUCCCAGAAAGCCAGCUUGCUUUUAUGUAUUUAUUUAUGUACCAACUCUUUGUGGGAUUGGAACUUACCCUUUUAAUGCUACUGCUACUGUAAUUUGGUUGUGGGAAAGACUGAUAUGUUUGGUUGGUGUCA